CUCUGGCAACCAGCGGAAACACAACACUCGAGUCUCGCACGUCUCUACAACCUUGUGUGUUUGUAGUGAACGGAAGGAAACGGGUGCAUUUUUAAAGUACGACAACAAUGAGCAGUAAGCGUGUUCCUCGCUUCCAAAGGACUUCACAUGUAUCUGGGAGACAGUAGUAUGGAAUAUCUCGAGUCAGUCAGACAGCUCGGCUGAACAAAGAGCGGCGGUGAGGAGCAGCAGCAGAAGUGCAAUGGCUACUCGGGCGCAGAGGCGAGUUGCCCCGAGCAUGAAGCGGGAGCAGCACGACGACGACUCCGACACCGAGGAGACCCACCUCGGGCUGGGAUUGAAGAAAUCAGACGGGCGAGAGACGCAGAUCAUCCACAGCGGUCAUUUUAUGGUCUCAACUCCUCACAUCGAACAUCCCCCGAAGAAAGGCUACGACUUCGACACUGUUAAUAAACAAACUUGUCAGACUUAUCACUUCGGCAAGGCGAGCGCAUCCCAUCUCUCCAUCGACGCGUCUCUCACCAAACUUUUCGAGUGCAUGACCCUCGCCUACAGUGGGAGAUUGGUGUCGCCAAAAUGGAAAAAUUUCAAAGGCCUGAAACUUCUUUGGAGAGACAAGAUUCGCCUCAACAAUGCCAUCUGGAGGGCUUGGUACAUUCAGUAUGUGGAGAAAAGAGAGAACCCGGUCUGCCAUUUUGUUACGCCUUUGGAUGGGACCAUGGAUUCAGGAGUCCAUCGACCUGCAGAGGCAAUAGCUACAGAAGGAAAAUACUGGAAGAGAAGAAUCGAAAUUGUUCUCCGAGAGUACCAUAAGUGGAGGACAUACUUCAAGAAAAGGUUACAGAAGCACAAAGAUGAUGAUCUUUCCAGCCUGCUUAAGGGGGCAGAGGAGCAGUUCUCGCUUUUUGGCGAAGUACAUCCCGACAUCCUUCGUAUGCCCUUCUGCCAGGAUGAUGAGGCAGCAGUGUGCACCCGCUACACCUCCCGCAGGAGCCGGGAUUCUCCUAUACCAAUGGAGAUGGAUCCCAUCUUCGACAUGGAUGUGCUCAUGUCUGAGUUCUCUGACACGCUCUUCUCUACACUUUCUUCUCACCACCCCAUCGCUUGGCCUAAUCCUAGAGAGAUCGCACAUGCAGGUAAUGCAGACAUGAUCCAGCCUGGCCUCAUCCCACUCCAGCCCAACUUGGACUUCAUGGACACUUUUGAGCCUCUUCAAGAUCUGUUUCACACCCUGCGUCAGCCCACAACCUACCCCACAACCUCACCCACUGCCCCAACCACCACUCCCUUAUCCAGCAGCAGUAACAGCACCCAAACACAGACUUCAUUGUUAUCUCCAAUGAACUUGCCCUCAGAGCUGUCCAUCUCAUUGACCCCAAGUCCUCCUUCAAUACCCAGUCAAGAUAGCAUAAGCUCUGUAGGCCCUGCCUACCAACAGGACUAUAUGCCACUUUUCACAGAACAGAUACCGCCCUCAGCUACUUCGACCCCUGUCAUGCCACCCCCGGCCCCCCUGCCUCCUCCACCCUCUCACUCACUGCGGUGUCAGGCUGUUGGCGUUGUCCCUCAGAGCUCGUCUCCAUGCACGGUCACACACACUGGCCCUUCCUCAGUGACACCCAGCACCACUGCCACCCACAGGCCAUCCUUUGCCCUUUCACCCAGGCCUUCUCGUCAAGAUCAGGCCCUCUCAUGUAUCUCUUUGCCCCCCCAGCCUCAGAGCUUUGCCAUGCCACGACCCAUCCAGCCUGCUGGCUCUGCUAAAAAGAGCCGCCACGUGCCCAUAGUCCCUGCCACUCCAGUUCCAUCACCUCACCUUAUACUGACAGGACCUGCUGGCACUGUUCUCGUCACGCCGUCCUCGCUUAAAACUGACGUGGCCUCUACUGCUGGUGUGGUUAUCACCUCCACCAGUAUUCCACGUGGGUCUGGCUUUCACAUUCUCCCACCAAGUCAGAAUUCUGCUCAGCAUAUUGUGCCUAAAGAGGAAACAACCUUAUCCAAUAAUAAGAGCUCAGUUUCAGCAACUUGCACAGCAUUAGAUGGGCGAACAUCUGGUCAGGGCUCACCUUUAGGGCCAGAGCAGGUGCCGAGCCCACAGUCUCCACUCAGCAGCUGCACCUCAGGCCUGGCCAAGAACGAGCCCAAUCAGAAUCAUCGUGUGAAACACAAAUCAGCUGAGCAGAAAAGGCGGUCCAACAUCAACAUUGGCUUCAAGACUCUAUGCAGCCUAGUCCCCUCUCUCAAAUCACAGUCAAAUACCAGUAAUGCUACGACCCUUCAGAAAACAGUGGAGUACAUCGGAAAGCUGCAACAAGAGAGGCACCAAAUGCAGGAGGAGAUGAAGAGACUGCGGGAGGAAAUUGAGGAGCUCAAUGCAUCCAUCAAUUUAUGCCAGGAACAACUUCCAGCCACAGGAGUCCCCAUUACACGCCACCGAUUUGAUCACAUGAAGGAGAAGUUUGAUGAGUACGUAAAGAACAGAACUCUGCAGAACUGGAAGUUUUGGAUCUUUAGCAUCAUCAUUAAGCCUCUGUUUGAGUCCUUCAAUGGAAAUGUGUCAACCACCAACAAGAGUGAGCUGUGUGAGACCACCAUGCAGUGGCUCGACCGAGACUGUGCACUGCCCGUCCUCAGACCCAUGGUUUUAGGGACAUUGAGACAACUGAGCACCACCACGUCCAUCUUGACUGACCCAACACUCCUUCCAGAAGAAGCUAAGCAGGCUGUUGUCAACUCAAGACAUCACUCCACGAAGUCCUAACCUUUUACUUGCUUUCAAAUCAUGAUUUAACUUGGAUAUCUCUCACAAAGAUGUAGCGAUUCUGUCGGACGUACUCAAGAGGCUCAAAAGGACAUUGUGAUACCUUUGUGUGUAUCUACAUCUGCUUAAGUGAUAUUUCUCUAAAGUCAGGUGAAUCUUCAUAAAAAUGCGAGAAGAGUGUUGUUCUUUGCUAUCCUCAACGCUUUUAUCGUAGUAAGAGAGAUCCAUAGUUUUGGAUUUUAACAGUGUUAAAAGGGCUGCUAUCGACAUAAUGGACUUUGUUUUAAAGGGAAAUGGAAGUAAAGUGUAAACUUCUAUAAAAGGUGAAAAAGGGAAUAGCUUUAACAGAAUCCACCAGUUGUAGCAAAUGGAUAUCAGUGCACUUGUUUGACAAAUCAAAGGCAAACCUGUUUGAUUUGUAACCCUUAAAAUUAUUUUUGUUGAAUUACUUUUUUUUAUCCAAAGUGAUUUUACAUUUGACAGGAUUUAAUACAAGCAUUAUGAGGGUUAAGUGCUAGGCUCAGGUAGUGGCUGUCUUCCAGUCCAAGGAUUUGAAUGAUCAAUCUUCUGAUCAUUGGCCUUACAGUUAAUUAAGAGUUUCUCACACUACACCUUUACACACCUAUUCCACUGUCAUUGUGAUACUAGCAGGUUACCCGGCGUUGCCUGAGUUUUGUAAAAUUCUGGGUUGCCCCCAGACUUCCAUGUCAAAUUUGGUGAAGAUCCGUCGAGAAAUGGUGAUGUUAAUCCAAGACAAACAAAAAUCCAAACAUCCACCACCCAGGGGCCCACCGGGGACCCCCUGAGGCCCAAAUAUGGAAUUUCUGAAUUCUGACAAAUUGUGGCCAUCUCCAGUACCUACUUGCCAAAUUUGGUGAAAAUCUGUCAAGAAAUGGCUACGUUAGCUCAAGACAAACAAGCAAACAAACUUUGCCGCUUAUUAUAUAGAUGACAGUAUUCUGAAUUUGAUACAAGUCAUGUAAAGAGCAUAUUCCUUUUGGAUGUUCUGAAUUUGGUCUUAUUCCGAAUUUAGCAUUUUCCAAUUAAGAUAUUCUUUGGACAUGUAUACAGCACAUCUGGAACAUGCAUCUCAACUGUGCUUUUAUGGCAGUAUGCGAAAAAUGGGCUCUUGCCUAUUUACAAUCCACUCUGUGCAUUUUACACAAACCAGCUAGAUAAUCGGAAUAUGCACGGCUGCAUGUAAACAGCUUGGUAGGAAUAUUGCCAUUUUCAGAACAAGGGCAAAAACCAGAAUAAUUUUUGCAUGUAAAUGUAGUGAUGGAAACUCUUCUAAUUAACAGUUAUUCGCUGAAGGUAAUGUGAAUAUCAAUGAAUAAUAACUGAGACAAAGUCAAGGUUGCUAUUAUUCACCGAUAUUCACUGAGCCUGAGGCAGAUAAUUGUUUUAAUAUAAAUACACAGGUGAUUAUUAAAAAAAAAAAACCUAUUAAAUGUAAUUUAUUUCAAACUUGAGAAGGGGCACGCAAAUGUAAUGCAUGCAGGCUUGUCACUUAUCUAUGCUGACUCACAAAAAAUAAUUUGUUUUGAAAUCAAUAAAAUAAAUCUCAAUUCCACCUUACCUUUGAGUAGUUUUAGACCAAACAUUGUAGCAUCUUUAGUACUUUUAGGAACAGCAUUUUCUUUCAUAAUUUGUAAUUCUUCCUCACCUAUGGUGACAAAGCGUUUGGCCACCAUUUUGCCGAGUCGCUCAAGGUGAUUAUCGAGAAACAGUCUGAAUUUCUCGACCAAUCAGCACGCACUAUUUCCUAUAAUCACCUCUGUAUUUAUACUAAGCACCAUUAACAGGUGUAGCUUUUUAUUUUAUUUUUCUGGACAUACAGUCUUCUCUGUCUUCCAGCUAAGAGAUUUCUCCGACAAUUAAGCAUAUUUGUGUCAUAUUCUGUUUUUAGAGCAUCAGUCAUGUCAGAUUUAUUCUGAUUUCCUGUUGAACCUUAUAUACAACAGGGCUAUGAGUAAACUUUCUAAAAUGUGUAUCAUCAUAUGCACCAUCUUCAUUUUCUACUUGUUUGUUUGUAGUUGUAAUUCCUGGGUUCUGAAAAAAAAAGAAGAUUCAGUGCUGUUUACUGCUGAAUUGUGUGUGGUGGAAUUUUGACUUCCAAAACGAUUGUCUUAUAGUGGUACAAUCCUGUAUCAUGUAUAUCAGCAUUGAGUUGCAUUUGCUCCUCAGGUGUUUCCAUAACUACCUAAAUUGUUACAUUCUGGGGGGAAAAGUUUGCUUGAGAUGUGUGUGAACCUGUCAUUUUUCGAGUAUGUGGUGUGCAGGUUCUGAUUUAUUGGAAUUAGUUUGAAAAUAAAAAAAGUUUAAAAAUGAA
Neoarius graeffei (lesser salmon catfish) is the source of this 5096-nucleotide messenger RNA. It is a transcript of the gene mlxip, whose product is annotated as MLX interacting protein. The transcript is spliced from 17 exons. Gene Ontology annotation, biological process: regulation of transcription by RNA polymerase II. The record is from RefSeq and is a predicted model, not a curated record. Bases 242 to 2764 code for a protein of 840 amino acids. Lineage: Eukaryota; Metazoa; Chordata; Actinopteri; Siluriformes; Ariidae. Gene Ontology annotation, cellular component: nucleus. Gene Ontology annotation, molecular function: protein dimerization activity; DNA-binding transcription factor activity, RNA polymerase II-specific; RNA polymerase II cis-regulatory region sequence-specific DNA binding.